Dinoponera quadriceps is the source of this 2951-nucleotide messenger RNA. Its product is annotated as unconventional prefoldin RPB5 interactor 1-like. Lineage: Eukaryota; Metazoa; Arthropoda; Insecta; Hymenoptera; Formicidae. Bases 690 to 1634 code for a protein of 314 amino acids. The transcript has 5 exons. The record is from RefSeq and is a predicted model, not a curated record.
AUUCCUCAAUUAGAAAUUCCUUUGUUAAAAAUUCCUUAAACCAAAACGCAUUCGGUUGUCCAAUAUCAGGUAGAUCCAACCAAACUCAUUUUCUAAUAUACAGGAUUCCAUAUAGAUUUCCUAUAUGGAUUCCUACCUGUUUUCUUUUUUUUUUUUUUAACAGGGUAACCUAUUCGCGAGUAUUCUCGGCCGUCCUUCGACGUGUUUAAAGCCGCGUGCAAAUCGUCCCGUUCCCCAUAAGCAUAAUCUAAUUACCGGCGUGUGCAAGGUGUCCGCCGAGUGCAAACGAGGCACCGCUAGACUUGCGCGUACGUGCUCGGUCCACCUGGGGAAAUCAAUAUCCAGCCGACGUCCAGGUUCACUGCGAGCCGUUGCUUGCACGACGGUACGCGCAACAGUUGCGUCGGGACUGCGAAGAAGACGUUACGAACGAGGGAUACACGUCGUCGACGCGCCGAUAGUGUGUUGCCCGACCGAACGACAAUUAGAAAGUGCAUCCGCUGGGCUCCCAUCCGGAGACGAUCGGCGAGCGGGAUUCGAGGCGCGCGCGCGACUCCGCAGCUUCGAACGGGAUCGGAUGUGCGCUGUGUGUUGCCAUGGAAAUCCGCGAGAACGACCGCAUCAUCGGCCGUGAAUUAAAGGCGCACCGGUAAACAACGACGCGUUGGCGGUGCCGACACUUGGCCAACAUGACCGAGAAACGACUGUCGUUGGGUAUCAACGUCAGCAUUCUGCUGAUACUGGCGAUAUUCGGCGUGCUGCUGUCUCUGCCGUUGCGAUUGUUGUUCGACACGAGUUAUGACAAUCAGGAUCGCGAUAGCGAAGAGACUAAUGUCACCGACCCGGCCGACCUGGGGAAAGAGAGGCUGCCCGUGAUACCGAUGGAUCAUCGAAAGUUGAGACGGUGCCCGAAUCUACCGUACGAGGAUCGCCUAUCGUCCGUCUUUCUCAACGAUUACGAUGGAAAUUGCACAUACGUGCGAGAUGACGAUGACGACGACGACGACGAUGAAGAUAAUGAUAACAAGAAUGAUGACGAUGACGACGACGACGACGACGAUGAUGACGACAAUUCCGAAGAGGAAGAGGAUAGCCGAGAAAUUGGGGAAAUUCGCAAGAUCAAGAGAGGCAUCGACCAGCUGAUGAAGGAAAAUGCGGAUGAUAUCUUGAAAAUGCGCCAGACGAAGUCAGUCACGGUUGCGGGCCACAUACUCGUGGCGAUGUUACUCAUAUCAGUAAUAGCCGCUCUCGUUGAAGUACUACGAAUACGCUUCGAAUUCGCCAGAGAAAAAGAUUCGUCUAGGGCAGGCACGACUAUUUCGCGACGAUGCUCCUCCAACGUGGACCUACCCGCUCCAAAUCGUCCCAUUUCAAGAGAAUUAAUUAAAAGUCAGAGGUCCUUUGAGAUACAUGGAAUGCACCGUUCCGCAUUGCGUUUGUUAGGAGCGCGUCCGCCUCCGCUCAUCCGCCGCUCCUCGUUCCCGACACCACAAGCGAAGCAAGCCGCUACUUCGUCUUUUUGUGGUACGCCGACCAACCGGCUGACGCGGCGUCAAUCGGUUGAAUCGGACGAAGAAACCCGAAUCGUCACCAAUGUUCUCCACCAUCGCACUCGUCUGAUCCGACGUCAUUAAGACAAGCACGAGAAUAGUAAUGUCUCAGUUCAUUGAAUCGUUUCAAUCGUAUCGGUGACAACAACUGACAGGGUACGCAUGUCUUCGACUAAACGCAGAUCAUACGCAACGCACAACGACCACGUCUAAUGACUUUUUUAACGCUCGUGCAACGUCGAAAGGUCUUUCACCGAGAAACAGAUCCACAGUUGUAUCUUCCACUUUACCCUCCACGGCGGCUUUGAUAGUGCUUCAUCUAUGCGAUAUUUUUGUAACAUGUCAUCGAUUAAGUUCUGCUUUCUAGCGAUGCGAUACUUUAAUGACGCGAGAAGAAUACUCGGUAUGGCAACACUAAAUCAAACGUCAGAAUCAAAUGUUGCCGCAAAACACGGUAGAAAGCUGAAUUCCCGUAGUACAUGUAAGAACUAGUCUGUAAUGCUUAAUCGAGCAAUUUUUAUUUUCCACAUUGAUCGCAUAUUUUAAGAUCAUAUAAUAAUCAAACGGAUCAUGAUGUUGUCAACGCGAUUAGUCCAACUCGGCGAUUGAUGAUUUGUUAAUGAGUAAUAAAUUCAAUCUUAGUCUUAUAAUUAUAAUAAUAUUACACUAUUGUAUAUUUAAUGCACGGACUGUCCUAGAACUGUAUAUACCAGAACUAGAUUUGUAUUAAUUUGAUCUCGAAUAGAAGAAUAGAAUUUGUUUGAUGAAACAUUUGUUUGAUGAAAAAUUAAAUCGAGAGAGAACCAAUAUUUUUUUAAACGUAUAGUUCUGAUGUAUACUUUAAUUCUAAAAGACACUUUGUGUAUUAAAUAAAACAGAUCGAUGUGUAUUCUUGAACUGACAGUACAACGACCGAAUGUAUUUAUUCGUGCCACUGUUAUUAUUUUCCUAAUGUUUACGAUAUUUUUAUCGCGUAAGAAACUCUUUAUCGAUGUAUUUUAAUACAUAAAAAUUACAAAGAUUUAUGAAAGAUGUCACAUGUCUAUAUGAAAGUUACACGACAAUGAGCUUUGUCAAAGUACAGAUGCAAGACUGCGUAUGUAUAAAUUAUUUCAAAAUGAUUAUUACUACAAUGCUACAGAUUUUCGUAAUAAGAAGAUAUGAUUGUGUCUCUGUAUCAACGAACCUUCAGACCAUUUACUCCUGUGAUCAUCAUCUUUCCUCAUGUGAUAUGUACAAAAUACUAUAAAUUGCGAAAUAUAUAAAUGUGGAUGUAUUAUUGUGUAACUUAGACACACAUACUGCGACUAACGUUUUAAACACUGUGAUAUGCUCUCUCACGUUUAUGUCAUUACACAAAAUAUAUAAAAUCAAAGAAAUAUAUUAAUGCGAAAAAUGUAA